Lucilia sericata (common green bottle fly) is the source of this 1552-nucleotide messenger RNA. Its product is annotated as palmitoyltransferase ZDHHC6. NCBI's taxonomy places the organism in Eukaryota, Metazoa, Arthropoda, Insecta, Diptera, Calliphoridae. Gene Ontology annotation, molecular function: palmitoyltransferase activity. Gene Ontology annotation, biological process: protein palmitoylation. The coding region runs from base 154 to 1443 and encodes 429 amino acids. The transcript has 6 exons. Gene Ontology annotation, cellular component: Golgi apparatus. The record is from RefSeq and is a predicted model, not a curated record.
UUUUUCAGUUCAUUUUUGCUCAUUCAUUUCGAUAGACGUGCGUAAUUUUGCAUUCGUAAUUUGUCUAGUGAUUUAUAAACAAAACGCAUAAAAAUAUAAUUAAAAAUAACAAAAUUUUAUUUAGAAAUUAAAAAAAUAACUUAAAUUAAAGAUAUGUCAAACGGACUCGCAGGAUUUAAACGAUUUCUGCACUGGGGUCCCAUAACAGCAUUAAGUAUUAUAAAAUGCAUUACAUUGACUACUUUAUACAUGAACUCUAUGUGGUGGCCGCCUAAUAAAUCUUUUGGGGGUUUCCUUAAUCAAGCCAUAUUUUUGAUGCUUUCUUCGGUGGCCACAUUUAACUACAUAAUGGCGACAUUGACAGGUCCUGGCAUAUUGCCAAAAAACUGGAAACCACAGGAGCCAAAAGCUGUUGAGCAGUUACAAUAUUGUAAAGUAUGUGAAGGUUAUAAAGCACCCAGAUCUCAUCAUUGUCGUAAAUGUAAUCGUUGCAUUAAGAAAAUGGAUCAUCAUUGUCCUUGGAUUAAUCAUUGUGUUGGUUGGGCCAAUCAUGCCUAUUUCACCUACUUUUUAGCAUUUUCCAUUAUUGGUAGUUUGCAUGGUGCUGUCAUUCUGUGCAUUACCUUUUACAGAGGCAUUCAUCGUUAUUGGUAUUUGUCACGAGGUCUUGUUCACUUAGCCACCGUGCAAUUUUCCAUGUAUAGCAUUAUUUUAUGUAUUUUCUCUAUGGGUUUGGCAAUUGGUGUGGUGAUAGCAUUGGGAAUGCUUUUAUAUUUUCAGCUUAAAUCGAUUGUUAAAAAUCAAACUGGCAUUGAGAUGUGGAUUGUUGAAAAGGCCAUGUACAGACGCAUGCAUAAUCCGGAUUUAGAUGAUUUUGUGUAUCCCUACGAUUUGGGCUGGUGGUCAAAUAUUAAACAAGUUUUUGUAAAUGACAAUGUAACCAAAGGAGCCGGUAUUGAAUGGCCAGUUAAAGAAGGAUGUCAUCAAUAUACUUUGACUUGUGAACAAAUCGCCCAAAAAUGUGAAAAACGUGCCCGUACACGCACCUAUAAAUGCAUACGCAAAGCUACUGGAAGCUAUUUACCACUAUUCUCUCAAGGUUUUCGUGUUUGUUUAUCUCCACCUUGCACUGAUGAGCCCCGUUUACGUUUGGAACCCGAUGACAUUAUUAAAGUAACACGCUUUCGACAACACUGGUUGUUUGGCGAACGUGUUGUGGACGAUAGGAAGGAAAAGGACAUUAAAAAACCGUUACGUGGUUGGUUUCCCAGACGUUGUGCUGUCGAACUGAUACAACCGGAACAACCCUGUUCGAGCGGUGAAGAUUGUGAGGUUAACGAAACCAAUUAUCGACACCAACCGACUCCAAAGAAGGCGACACUUAAUAACGGGGCCAGUUGUGCAAAAUCACAAAAUGGUCACCAUCGUAAGAAAAAUAACUGAUAUAAAAAGACUUUACUAUUGUAUGAUUAGCGAGUAAAUAAUUCUGGAUUAAAGAAAAACUAAAAAUACACACUGUUGUGUGUAAAAUAUUUAUACACAUUCAUGUAAA